This is a messenger RNA of Tachysurus fulvidraco (yellow catfish), 2354 nucleotides long. It is a transcript of the gene prph2lb, whose product is annotated as peripherin 2-like b. The record is from RefSeq and is a predicted model, not a curated record. The transcript has 3 exons. The coding region runs from base 441 to 1508 and encodes 355 amino acids. Gene Ontology annotation, biological process: visual perception. Gene Ontology annotation, cellular component: membrane. Lineage: Eukaryota; Metazoa; Chordata; Actinopteri; Siluriformes; Bagridae.
AGCAGCACUCCAUCUAAUACAGCAACUCAUUCACAAGGACUUCAACUUUCUCACUCAAACAGAUGUUUUAAAUAUGUUGAUAUGGUGUAAUGGGGUCGGUCUCCGGUGUCAGAGGGAAAGCUGUAACCUGCUGCAUCUUAUAAAAGUUGAACUCUGCUUCAUCAAAUCACUCCACGGUCAUUGAUUAUUUUCCUUUGACGGCGAGAAGCAGUUUUUUCUUCUGUUAAUAUUUUUGUUUUCCUCCGUCUUGGUUUUAGUGAAGCUCUGGCUGUCAUGGAGGAGAGUAAAAAUAUCUCAACUAAUCUGAUUACAAGGGAACUCUAGAAAUACCCUCUCUGUUCUCCUGCCCUCCUAACCAUAUCUCUGCACCACUCCACCACCAACCCCCCACACCAUCACCACCACCACUGCAGACUUACUGCCCGAAUAUCUCCAGUAAAAUGGCAGUCUUGAAGGUGACCUUCACUAAGACGAGUCGAGACAACCUGGCCCAGGCUCUGUGGGUUCUGAACUGGGUCUCUGUGAUCACAGGCCUCGUUCUCUUCAGCUUGGGCAUUUUCUUAAAAGUGGAGAUCCAGAAAAGACGAGAGCUCAUGACCGACGAGAUCCAUUCCGUGCCGAACAUGCUGAUCGCUGUGGGUCUCGCCGCCUGCGGCAUCAACUACCUGGGUGGAAAGAUCUGCUACGACUGUGUGGAUGCCGACAAGUUCUUGUACUGGAAGCUCCUCAUGCUGCCGUACAUCAUCUGUACCUUCUUCUUCACCUUCUGCAUCCUGGUGGGAGCUCUGAUGUGCUACACCAUGCGCAGAGACCUGGAGGCCGCUCUGUUUUCAGGUCUGCGGGACGCCAUGCGAUACUACAAGGACACGGACAUGCCCGGGCGCUGCUACAUCAAACAGAGCCUUGAUCUCCUGCAGAUCCACUUCCAGUGCUGUGGAAAUGAUGGGUUUAGAGACUGGUUCCACAUCCAGUGGGUUAGUAACCAGUACCUGGAUAUCACCAGCACUAAAGUGAUGGAUCGUCAGAGGAGCAACGUGGACGGGAAGUACCUCCUGGACGGAGUACCAUUUAGCUGUUGUAACCUGUUCUCACCUCGACCCUGCAUCCAGCACCGACUCACCAACAGGUCUGCGCACUACAACUAUGACCAGCAGAUGGAGGAACUGAACCUGAACCAUAAGGGCUGCAGACAAGCUCUGCUGGAUUACUACACCCACAUCAUGCAGUCCAUCGGCUUCAUCGUGCUCAUCAUCUGGCUCUUCGAGCUCGCUGUGCUCACCGGAGUCCGUUAUCUGCAGACCUCCAUGGAGAACGUUCUGAAGUUAGGAAACCCUGAGUGUGAGUCAGAAGGCUGGAUUCUGGAGAACAGCAUCGCUGAGACGGCUCGCUAUAAUUUCAACAUCAUCAAGAACCUGGGGAAGUGCUACCAGGUGGACGAUGAUCCCAACAUCGAUGUCCCAAGCAGCAGAGGAAACAUCCCAACUCAGCAGAUCCCGUUGUCCAGCUAGCCAAACAUCACGGCCAGACUUUUAAUUGCAAAUUGAGAUCCGUUAUGACCUUAGGAUGUCUCAGAGAAGCUCCAUCAUCUGAAGUUCAGGUUCUGAUGUGAAAAGUCACCUAGUGCCAUACUGGAGAAUUGCUGAGAUGCCAAAUGAAGGAAUUUGUUGCACUUAAACUUGUGUAAAAAAAACCAAACAAAAAACGCCUUCGUAAACAUUGUUUUUUUUUAUGUAUAUAUAAUGUACAAAUACUUGUGAUUUGUUGUCAUAUUUGUAAACGUUACAUUCAUCACUUUUAACAUGCAUUAUGCUUAUGCCUAUGUACAGUAGCUCCUGAAGAUGAUUUAUCAGGACAAAAUACUCACUAAUCCAGGACUUUAAGUGUUAAUUGAGCUAGAAAUGUUGAGUUUUAUUAAUGAAGGUCUGCUUUCUGCUGCUUCUGCUACAUUUAGUAGUCGAUAUUUAAAUGAGCACAGUAAUAUCAAACAUGUGAUAAACACAUCGAUUCAUUUUUAUAAAUAUUACAAUUAAGAACUAUCUGCAUUCUGUGUUCAUGAAUUCAGUUAGACUUUGUUUUAAAUGCUAAUAGUUUGUUUUUUAGUGAAUCAGCUCAUUCGACUCAAGAGUCGACUCUUGCUUCGUAAACCAGGCUCAAAGAGCCGACCUCACCUACAAUAUCCGACUCAAAGAGCCGAAUCACUUAUGAACGACACGUCAAUAUUAACUCGGUUCUUCUGCCUCUGCUGGUAAAACGCUAGAACAGCAUGUAACAUCAUUUUAUCAAGGGUAAAUAAAUGAUAUAAAAUAUUUUGAUAAGAAAUGUUUAGCCUUUUUGGCUUAGAUUUUCAGCUGGAA